UACAAUGGUUUAAUAGGAAAGUGAAUAUUUCUCUAAAAUAUUUGUCUCUCUCUCUCUCUCUCUCUCUCUCUCAAACUUUCAAACACAUUCCUCCAUCCUCGUCUCUCUUGAACUACACAUAUUUCUCUUCUCUGAAAACCAGUUUAAACAACUCUGUCUGAAUAAUUCUUGGUGUGUUUUGUUUUCUUUUGAAAUUUAAAAUUUUACAAAGAUAAGGUAAAAAAGAAAAAAGAAAGAAAUGAGGCAAAUUGUUAUUACAGCACUUGUUUUACUACAAGCUUCUGUUCUUCUUCACAAAUUCACAUGUGUUGUUGUGCUCCACAAUACACAAGAAGAAUCUCUUGCUCCUCACCCUUCUUCUUCUGCUUUCACUCCUUCCUUCUCUCCUGGAUAUCCACAGGGAGAGCAUAAACACCAUAGUGACAACAUGAGACUGUUGAUUUCACUUGUAGCUUCUUUUACCUUAGUUGGAAUCUUCUUACUUGGCUUUCUGCUCUAUUGGUUGGUUUUCAAUAGGAGAAGAAACCUCAAGAGCUCAGGGUGUGAGUGUGGUGGAAUCAAGUUCUCACGGUUCUUGUCUAGUAAAACAUUGGACAAGAGAUCUACAAAGCAGGGAGUGGUGUCGUUGAUUGAUUACAGUAUGAUAGAGAAGGGAACUAAUGGUUUCAACGAGAGUAACUUUUUGGGUCGAGGUGGAUUUGGAUGCGUUUAUUUAGCUACGCUAGAGAACGACGUUCAAGCUGCCGUUAAGAAGCUAGACUGUGUCAGUGAUGAAGCAGCAAAAGAGUUUAAGUGUGAGGUUGAGAUAUUGAGUAAGAUACAGCACCCGAAUAUAAUCUCCCUAUUGGGUUAUAGCACCAAUGAUACCGCAAGAUUCAUCGUCUAUGAGCUCAUGCCAAAUGUCUCUCUGGAAUCUCACUUGCACGGACCUUCUCGGGGCUUAGCAAUCACAAUCACAUGGCCUAUGAGGAUGAAGAUUGCUCUUGAUAUAGCGAGGGGACUAGAAUAUUUACAUGAACGUUGCCAUCCGGCGAUCAUUCACAGAGACUUGAAAUCUUCCAACAUAUUAUUGGAUUGUAAUUUCAACGCUAAGAUUUCAGAUUUUGGUCUUGCUGUUGUGAAUGGACCAAAGAAGAAGAACCUUAAACUCUCAGGAACAGUUGGCUACGUUGCACCAGAGUAUCUUCUUGACGGCCAAUUGACAGAGAAGAGCGACGUGUAUGCAUUUGGAGUAGUGUUAUUAGAGCUUUUACUUGGGAAAAAACCUGUUGAGAAGCUAGGUCCUGGUGAAUGUGAAUCCAUCAUCACUUGGGCAAUGCCUUAUCUCACUGAUAGAACCAAGUUACCAAACGUGGUAGAUCCUGUUAUUAAAGACACCAUGGACUUGAAACAUCUUUACCAGGUAGCAGCAGUGGCGGUUUUGUGCGUGCAGCCAGAACCGAGUUAUAGACCGUUGAUUACAGACGUCUUGCAUUCUCUUAUACCUUUGGUUCCCAUGGAACUUGGUGGAACCUUGAAAACCAUCAGAAGAUCUGCUUCCAUGGAUCACUGCUAAAAACACACACCUUAGUACAACCGGUUAUUUUUUAAUCGGUUUAAGAUUGACCCGGUAGGUGGUUUUGAUGAGUAUAUAUUGCGUUCGAAAGUUCUUAACCGUAACUGAGUUUUUAUUUCAUCUUUUGCCUUCUUCAAAAUAAAACUAUUGUUGAACUCAGUUGUCAUGUAAAUGAGAGCGACUUCUUUUUCAGGUUAAACAUUUGAGAAUUAUUUACACAAUUAUUUUUAGUUA
This is a messenger RNA of Raphanus sativus (radish), 1789 nucleotides long. RefSeq names its product probable receptor-like protein kinase At1g80640. NCBI's taxonomy places the organism in Eukaryota, Viridiplantae, Streptophyta, Magnoliopsida, Brassicales, Brassicaceae. Gene Ontology annotation, biological process: protein phosphorylation. The coding region runs from base 239 to 1555 and encodes 438 amino acids. Gene Ontology annotation, molecular function: protein kinase activity; ATP binding. The transcript has 10 exons. The record is from RefSeq and is a predicted model, not a curated record.